CGAAGUGAGAGCGAAGAUAAAUAAAUUUUUUGACAAAACGCGUCUCUUCUUCGUUCGAAAAAUAGCAGCAGGAAAGAAGGGUAGAAGAAAAAGUGAAUUUAAUCAGUUUUUUCGCCGAUAUAAUUUGCAGGCUUUAUUCGCAAAUUGGUCAUAUAUUUCAGUAUAAUAAUUGACAAUAUUUUUCUUGACGGGAAGAAUGGUGCAUCUUAUAACGUGGAUGGUGUUUUUGAAUCGCAGUGCGAUGUGAAAAACAAGCAAAUCAGAAUCGGAUCAAACUCUCCUGACGACCAGGCAAGGACGCAAGGAGGCAAAUUAUUAGAGUGGCAAGAAAUCGAUUCCUAUGAGUGAAUGAGCAAAAAAGAAAUGGUAUCGGUUGAAAUUUGCUAGAAGAGUUAGAACUGCAGUGUUUUUAUCGGCUUAGUCGUCGAGAAGUGCCCUGUUUAGCAUUAGGCUUGAGUAACUAUCGAUUGGAAAUAAGUGGACCAAUUCAGAUGGUAUUUUGUGAUGUCCACAUCUGGAAGUUCAUCACCAGGCAGUAACAGCAACAAUAUUACCAGUAGCAGCGGAAUCAACAGUUUAGAAAUAAGCACCGAGCGGCGAGCUAACAACAGCACGUCCGGUUCUGGAAGGACUCCCCGUAAAUUGGCUGCCAAUAGUGCAGCGGGGAGUAACGGGACAUCCUCCAGCAGUAGUUCAUGUGUUUGGUGUGGGGAGAACAAAUCUCCCCUGAAGUACGUCCUCCCAACCCAGAACGGGAAGAAAGAGUUUUGUUCGGAAACGUGCAUUCUCGAGUUCCGGAAGGCAUACAGCAAGGGCGCCUGUGUCCAGUGCGAUAAUGUGAUACGAGCCAACGCACCGAAACCUAAUUACUGUUCGACGUUCUGCAUGAAGAAACAUCAGAAAAAGUCGCUGGCCGGCGGAACAUCCGCGGCGCAGCCCUCCGAUGGGUUAGUCCCGUCAACAACUUCCGGUUCGUCGGCUGGCACGAAGAUAAACGGCAACAACAAUAAUAACAACAGUAGCAAUAGUAACAACAACAACAGUAACACCGGUCGGAGAAGCAAUGGCAACAAUUCACCUGGUCGGGAACCGACUGCCAGCAGAAUAAGCCCGGUAACAACAACUUCAACCGGACCAUUCCAGUAUGAAAGUUUCCAUGUAUUUGACUGGACUGAGUACCUGCGUGAGUCCGGAAGUGUGCCCGCGCCUGCCGAAUGUUUCAAACAGGCCGUUGGUCCACCGAAAAACGAGUUUAAAAUCGGUAUGAAGCUAGAAGCACUAGACCCACGUAAUGUGACCUCUACCUGCAUCGCCAGUGUUGUGGGAGUGCUCGGUUCUCGACUUCGGCUUCGGUUGGAUGGCAGUGACAACAAAAACGAUUUCUGGCGGCUUGUCGAUUCGAAUGAAAUCCAUCCUAUUGGUCACUGUGAGCAGACAGGGGAGAUGCUGCAACCACCGCUCGGUUUCCGCAUGAAUGCCAGCAGUUGGCCAACGUUUCUGUUGAAGACUUUGAACGGAGCACCGAUGGCGCCAUCCCAUAUCUUCAUGCCGGAACCACCCACGCCCAAGUGCAAUUUGUUUCAAGUUGGUCAGAAGUUGGAAGCUGUCGACAAAAAGAACCCGCAAUUGAUUUGCUGUGCAACAGUUGACGCGGUGAAGGAAGAUCAGAUCCACGUAACGUUCGAUGGUUGGCGAGGGGCUUUCGAUUAUUGGUGCCGUUAUGAUUCCCGAGAUAUAUUUCCGGUCGGUUGGUGUGCAAAAAGUUGUCAUCCAAUGCAACCACCAGGUCAGAAGAACAAAAUGGAUGGAAGUAAUGCACGUUCUAAAGGAACUCGAUCGUCAUUUGCUAUGAUAUCCGAACCGGAUUCUAUGAUGCCAACCACUCCGGUUACGGCUCAUUUCCAUAGCAGAUGCAAGGGUGGUCCAUUCAUCAAUAGCUCCAAGCUACCUUCUAUGGUGACGGCUCCAAAUCAUCAAACACUGGCAAAGUUGUGCCUCCAAGAGGUGCUAGCGGCCUCCAAGGAUCAUUCACAGCUAUCACCGCUGUUGUUUGGCCUCGAAGGAGAUGUGCACAUUGUUACAGCAGCUGGGAAGAAUUUCACUGUCAAAAUUCCUUCCUGCAUCCGACAAAAAGGAAACACUGCACUGUCGGAAUUUCUGGAAACCUUGUGCACGGCAUGCAGAUCAUGCAGGCAUUUAAUCACCCUGGAGCCUGGUCCGGAGCAGUGUGACGCAUGCAUGGUGCAAUCUCCACCACUCAAACGACCGAUCAAAACGGAACCGAAUGUGCGGUCGGCUAGUCCGCCACCAACGGCGGCGUCCUCCCCGAAAGCAGCAUCCAUAAAGCGCGAAUCGCAGAACGAGAACCCCCGAAGCCCGUCGCCGAAACGCAAAGCAGUUGAACGAGAAACAGCAACAUCAACGACCAACAACGAGCCAAGCUCGUCAUCUCCUGCCACUAACCUGAUGGCAGUCAGUGUCGCUGCCGUUCAUCCGACACCAUCAUCGACGGUGGUAGUUCCACCACCUUCAUCGAGCACGCUCAACGUCCCUAGCACUACCGUGAAGGGUGAGUCACAAAGUCCGGUUGCCGCAGCUGUAACGGCUGCUGCAGCUGCAAUUGCUAGCUCAUCAGCUACAAUGUCAGCUACGACAGCCUCACCAGCACAAGCCACAACACCCGCUAUACAUUCGACCCCCACGGCCAAUGUGCUACCCGCACCCGCAGCGAACACAAUUGUGCCGACCGUCCCAGUGCAACCCAGCAGUCCACUUGCCGUUCCUGUACAACCAUGUCCGUCGUCGUCUGCUGUAGCGCCUACAGUUGCUCCGUUGGACGUAACACAAGUGCCGAUCGCCACAACGGCACCGGUUGCACGGCCACAAAUGCCCCGUGGUCAGCCCAGUGAUUGGACGAUCGAAGAUGUGAUACAAUUCAUUGCCGUGCAGGACCCGGCACUGGCGGUUCACGCAGAAUUGUUCAGAGAUCACGAAAUCGAUGGUAAAGCACUGCUGCUGCUCAACAGCGAUAUGCUAAUGAAGUACAUGGGUCUGAAGCUAGGACCUACAGUGAAGAUCUGCAAUUUGGUCAAACGAGUUCAAGGACGUCGGUACAACCUAUAGUCGAGUUAAAAUUCGUUUAUUAUGGUUCAAAUUAACCACACGCUCCUCAUUUCCUUACACACUUGACACUCCAAUCCGAUUUCCCUUAAAUUUGGAAACAGUUUUAUUUUCAAUGACCACUCGGAAAUUUGUUGUUCUACUAAUCCCAAUAAUGAAUUACAUCUACAAUGUGUGUAAGCGAGGAAAGCAAUUGAAAUUUAUUUAUGUUUUUAUGAUGUAUUUGAAUGAUGAAAGCAACGAUUGCGAUAACUGAUACAAGUUUUGAAAUUGAAAAGUUGAUUUAGUGAUAGAAGCCGAUAGUGUAUAGGUAGAUUUACCUCUGAAAGUCACAUUCAGUGGCUUUCAGUUGGCAACAGUGAAAACCUUAUUCCGUGGGAAUACUGAUUAAAAUAGGUGAAAAAAGUAAGCUUGUAGUUAUGUUCUGUUAAAAAAAAAAGAAUUAUUUACAUUCUAUAAAAUGUAUGUAAAAUAAAUUUGGCUCAUUCUCAAUGAUUCAGGUGUAAUUAUAUUAUUGUUUUAAUUAGGUUACAUACAAGUGAUGUACAGCAGAAACAGAAGUCAACAGUAUGGCAUAGCAUCUUUACAGCAAACAUUUUCGUAUUCAAUGGAACAUACUAAAAUCAAUGGUUAAUUCUAUAGAAACACAACGAUGCACGACCUUUAUUGGAAAAUAAAACUUACAGUACUAAUCAAACAGCAGAAAAUAGUAUACGCAAAUAUCUAUAACUUAGAAAUUUUCGUAACACAGCAAAAUAACUCCCAGGAAAACAGACUAGAGAAAUAUUGACAUUGAUAUUGAUACCAGUUGUUGAGUUUUAUGUCAAAAAAUUUGUUUUUGCACCUUCCGUAAACAAUAAUUACAACUAAGUAAGCAGAUAUUAAAUUUUCUAUCAAAAUGCAAUAAACCAGUUAUCUCACACAAUAGGUUAGCUAAGUGCAACGGCCAUAGAUAAUACGCUUCACUUGCAAUCGUCUCACAUGUGACAUAGUACGCGUUUUAAUUUUCAGUUCGACCAGUUUUUGGGAUGUAAAAUAUGGCACCAGUGUAUUACUUCCAACGAUCGUUAGGACAACCGAUUUCGAUUUCGAUACCUUGGGCAGGCACACUCAUCUUUCAUACACUUAAAUUUAGUAAUUAUAUUUUUCAUACACCUGAUAAACAAAACUAAGCGAAUCACAAAUAAACACAAUGGCUAGAUGUACAGAUAUUGUAUCAAAGUGUAGGUCAGCUAAACGAAUGGUAAAUAUUAUAUUCUUACGAGAAACGAUUCAAAUCAAAAUAGAUCACCAAAUCAGUAACGGAACUGCUCAAAACUAACAUCUACGAUCCCAGAUGGGGACCCACUCCGGCAGUAGCAUCCGUUUCGGCAUUGCAGCACGAUGUUCAUCGCAUGUGUGUGAAUUUGUAAAAAAUAUUGAAAUAAAAAAUGAUAUCAGAGAUGUUUUCGUGAUGACUGUAAAGCAAA
This is a messenger RNA of Malaya genurostris, 4589 nucleotides long. RefSeq names its product polycomb protein Scm (gene Scm). Gene Ontology annotation, molecular function: zinc ion binding; protein binding. Gene Ontology annotation, biological process: regulation of DNA-templated transcription. Lineage: Eukaryota; Metazoa; Arthropoda; Insecta; Diptera; Culicidae. The record is from RefSeq and is a predicted model, not a curated record. The transcript is spliced from 5 exons. The coding region runs from base 505 to 3123 and encodes 872 amino acids. Gene Ontology annotation, cellular component: nucleus.